GAUAAAGAACUGAUGCAAAGGUCUGUUGACGGAGAAGAGGACGACGAAGGUGGAUUAAAGGAAAAUCCGCUGUAUGUUUCGUCACAACAUGAACCCGAGGGGUCAGUUUAUAGCGUUGUUAACACAAACAAAAAAACUAAAAGCAAGGAAAAGGCAGACGAGAGUACUAUUUACACAGAAGUGGUGAAAAAUCAGAAGAAAGAUAGAAAGAACAAGGAGAUAGAAAUGGGAUGCGUAUAUCAAAACUCUGGAAAUCUUAACCAGACUGAGGACGUGUACGCAAAUUCUGAGGUAAAAGGCAACUUUGGAGACAAACAGGUGUACGCACCUACAAAGAAUAAGGAUGGGUUGAUAUACGCAGAUCUUGAUCUAGUACCUAACAUGAGUGGAAACCGGUUUGUUAUAAGAGGGUUGGAAAACCGAAACAACUAUGCAGUUAUUGACCUUACCAAGACAGCAGAGCCAUUGCCAUUGGAAAGUGACAGCGAUGAUGAUGAUGCUAGAGCAAAAACGACUAAAGAGGAAGAGUGAACAGAAAAUAACAAGCAUUUACACCCACCUUUUUUAUACAAAUAAAACCCUUUGUUUUUCUCUCACAAAAUUAAACAUUGCUAAAACAUUGAAAAUGAAUAUAGAAUGAUUGGCUAUACAAUAUGUGAGUGGUUUAUGUUUUCUUACGUGCUAAAACUAUUGACUUCUUUUAUAAUGUACAUGUAUCACUUCUUUUGAAGAUAACCAAAAUAUGAUAAACGUAUUACGUAAAUGUAAGCAUCAUGUGGCA
Messenger RNA from Mytilus trossulus (common blue mussel), 781 nucleotides. RefSeq lists its product as uncharacterized. The transcript is spliced from 6 exons. Bases 13 to 531 code for a protein of 172 amino acids. The record is from RefSeq and is a predicted model, not a curated record. NCBI's taxonomy places the organism in Eukaryota, Metazoa, Mollusca, Bivalvia, Mytilida, Mytilidae.